UUUAGCGGAAGCGGAAGAAGCUGGAAAGGAGCCGAGGGCGGAAGUGGCGCCGUUUGAGAUUUUUGGAGUGGUGGGUAAAGGGGGAUACCGAGCAGCGGGAGGACUGGUGGCGGCGGCGGCGGUCCCGCAGGCGGGAGCGGGUGAGUGAUGGGGGUCGGGUCCGGCGGAGGCCGGCCUGGGCUGGGUUUGCGGGAGCGCAAGCUGUCCUGCCUGCGGAGAAGGAGCCCCGCGGCUUCGCCUCCCUCGCAGAUGGGCGUUGCUGGCCAUAGCGGGGCUGCCUCGGCCGUGGCGAGCAAGGAUGGAGCCUCCAUGGCCAGGGGCAGUGCACCUCUCUCGAGCACCUGUUGUGUUCGAGCCCCGCCUGCGGGCUUCCUGGAGGCAUGCCGUGCGCCGCUCUUGGAAACAGGAUGCCGGACUAGGAGGACCGCUCUGGCCGACCCAGCAGGGUUGUUGUUUGCUCCGCCCUGCACGGCGCUUUGUAGAAACGCCAUAAGCAGAAACAGUUCUCCUUGUGAGCCUGUGAGGCUUGCAGUCUAAGAGCGGGAGUAGUCACAAUUCGUAUGCAAGGCUCCCAGAGGAUUGGGUGUUCACGAAAAACACUGAAUUUGUGCGUUUGGACAGACGAGCUCUUUACUGGUGCGCUGCUAACUGGAGAUGCCAGUUAAUUUCCUCUUAAGGGGAUGAGUGCACGUUUAUCAGCUUUGUCGGGCAGAAGUUCAACAGGUGUGACAUUUCCUGUAUAAGAUAUCCUAUCCCUAAGGCUAUGAUAUUCUAACCUAGGGUGUGGAUUCUAGCAGAGGGGGUUCUCAGACCCUUUGUGUUCUACUGUAUCCAGAUAUGCUUUGGACUAUGAGUUUACAUAUUCUAUCUGUGAUCAUAGUUGCUGCAUUUAAAACAAUCAGCCUGAAGGAUUGUAAUAAAAAUGAAUUGGUUAUGGGCCUUUUUUCAGGGAGCCAUCUUGGGAGUCAAUAAUUUGUGAACUUUGUAUGUCCUAUGAACUUAACGGAUACAAUACUUUGCUCAUCAGACAAAACCAACAUGAUAAUAGCCAACAGUUUUAUUACGGCAAAUCCCUUUUCUUACUACUGUUAUAUUGCAUGGAUUGACAUUCUUUGAAAGACUUCUCCAAAGUUUGUGUAGUGAUUAAGAAAGUGGACUGUGACUCAAAUUUUGACUCUUAGAUGAGUCCCUUUGGUGUUUGGCAAUACAUAUAAGGAUCAUAACACUUGAAGCCUGUAAAAAUGCUGGAGCAUUAUAUGUGAAUGAAAGUUCGUAUUAUUGUUAUUAAAGGGGACAGGCCCCUCCUUUGUGUAACAAUUUCCCUAUUAUCUUUUUGCCCCACCUUUUGCUAUUUGGCUUCUCCCCACUCCCACCAUUUUAUCUCAAUCCCUGGUCAUCACUGCAACCCUGCCCCACCCCCACCCCUUGCCUCUCUUUUGCAGAUUUUCUUAAGCCUGUAUGCAGGAACAAUGUUGCCUGAACAUUCUGCAUUGCUUGAAUGUAAAAAGACUUACAGUGGUACCUCGGGUUAAGUACUUAAUUCGUUCGGGAGGUCCGUAGUUAACCUGAAACUGUUCUUAACCUGAAGCACCACUUUAGCUAAUGGGGCCUCCUGCUGCUGCCGCGCCGCUGGAGCACAAUUUCUGUUCUCAUCCUGAAGCAAAGUUCUUAACCUGAAGCAAUAUUUCUGGGUUAACGGAGUCUGUAACCUGAAGCGUAUGUAACCUGAAGCCUAUGUAACCCGAGGUACCACUGUACUUGUAAAAGUUAUGUUUGCUGUCCCCAAACUUUAGGCACCCUUCCUCUUUCCUGUACCUGGUCUUCUAUAUUGGGCGUUGAGAACAUUUGGCCCUACAGGUGUUACAAAACUACAACUCCCAUCACCCCAGCAAGUAUGGCCAGAGGAUGGAAGUGUAGUUCAGCAAUAUCUUUCUCGCCCAUGCUCUAAAUCCUUGUUAAAUUUUAGUUGUGCCACAGUUCAGGAAGGUGAUGUAUAGUGUAAUUGCUUUGACCAUUUUCCUGAAUAUAUGGAUAUGUCUCUUUAAAGGUCUACCCUUCUUCAUGGCCAGAUGGGUGGGGUAGCUAGCUCCCAGCAUUCUGUUACACUCCAGCAUGCCAAGAAGCAAACUAUGCAGAUGGGAGCAUGCUUAAUUCUUAAUACUGGAGCGUGAGUGCAAUUCUUCUCUCGUGUAAGUGAAUGGUGGGCAUUCACUUUCAUGGAAAUAAAGUGCUGUGUUUAGGGACACUGACAUAGCGAUGAAACACAGAAAACUGCUUUAUAUCUUUGGUCAGUAUUGUCUAUGCUAACUGGUAGUAGGUCUCUGGGGUUUCAGAUAGGGAAGCCUUCCCAGCCCUAGCUGGAGAUGCCAGGGAUUGAAUCUGCGGCCUUCUGAAUGCAGAGCAGAUGCUACAUUUGGCUUUCUCAAAGUAAAACCUGUGCUCCACCCCUGUUGCAGGUUGCCAGUCCGUCACCGAUAGGGAUUUUGUAGGGGAGGGAUGGGGAAACCAUUGGACUCCAAUUCCCAUCAGCCCCAGCUAGCAUGGUUGAUGGUCAAGGAUCACAGAAGUUUCCUAUUUCGGAUGCAACAUUGGCUUCAUGCAUCCCCAUGAGAUUCUUUUAAUUCACAAGCCCUCCUUCCAUGAACAUCAUAUUGGUGGGCCCUGUGCUAGUAUUAUAGCAAGGCACCAGAGGCUUUUCUCUGGCAAAGGUUUAGGGCAAAAUGAAGUGGAGUACAUAUGUGAUUCAUAUUGAAGUUAGAUCAUAUCCACCAGACCUCAGUGCCUUAAGAAGACUCUUGCAUGUCUGUAAAAUGCUACAUGGUUUCUCACAAUCCAUAUCCGUGCUGAGGAAGGUCUGGUCUGGUUGUUGUGCUGUUGGUUGUGACCUGAGAAGUUGCCAAUAACAAUUUCUGUUUAUAUUUAUUCAGGGUUAGCCUGCGCAGUAUUUAGUAAAAACACACACACGCCACAGUCAAACACUAAAUAAGAGUGUGUGCAGUCAGUACAUGAAGUAACCUGACAGACCCAUCUUAUUGCUUUAAACAUGUAGCAGCUAAAAGAAGUAUUUAGCUUCAAUAGCUUAACUCGAUAAAUGUCGGGUUGGUUGUUCCCAGAUAUAUCAGGGACUACUGAUUAACAGUAACUCAUUUCUUUCACUUUUGAGUUACUUCUCAGUAUACUCAGUAUACAGUGGUGCCUCGCAAGAUGAAAUUAAUCCGUUCCGCGAGUCUCUUCGUCUUGCGGUUUUUUCGUCUUGCGAAGCACGGCUAUUAGCGGCUUAGCGGCUAUUAAUGGCUUAGCGGCUAUUAAAGGCUUAGCGGCUUUAAGAAAAAGGAAACAAACUUGCAAGAACUCGCAAGAUGUUUCGUCUUGCGAAGCAAGCCCAUAGGGAAAUUCGUCUUGCGGAACGACUCAAAAAACGGAAAACUCUUUCGUCUAGCGAGUUUUUCGUCUUGCGAGGCAUUCGUCUUGCGGGGCACCACUGUAAAUUGUAAAAUGCUGAGUGCCUUGUCUAAAGGUCAGCUGGUUUGAAUAUUUAGCAUCCUUAGGCAGAGAAAGUUUGAGGUGUCACCAAUCCCUGCCCCCCACAAUCCAAGCAAAGAAUUCUCACUGCGGUCAGCUAAAGACAACCAACCAUGCCCUGCACCCCCCACCCAAACCUCUCUCACUGCCUAAGAAAAACAAAAAAUGAAUAGAAAAAGAACAUACCCAAGUGACGCUGACACAAAAGCUCCACGCAUACACUAACUAAAAGAAUAUAAGUUUAACCACCUCACCUCCUCUCCCACUUUCUCCUCCAACAACCUUAUACUGCAUUCAAUACUUAAUGUCUCACAUCCAGUGUCACUGCUCUGUAAAAAAGACACUAUGACCUGAAAAAAGAGAUAGCACACCUACUUUUGUAACCAAAGAAAGUGUUUAAUAAAAAUUAUAUUGAAAAAGAAAGAAAGUUUGAGGCACAGAGAAGUGUAGUGUGGAAAGCUAAUGUAACUUUUUACCUAUGUAAAAAAGAAAGAUGAGGUCCACAGUCUCUUUUGCUCUGGGCAUACUGAGCCUUGAUGCCUAAAUGUAGUACAGUGGUACCUUGGGUUACAGAAGCUUCAGGUUACAGACUCUGCUAACCCAGAAAUAGUACUUCGGGUUAAGAACUUAGCUUCAGGAUGAGAACAGAAAUUGCGCGGCGGUGGUGGCGUGGUGGUGGCAGCGGGAGGCCCCAUUAGCUAAAGUGGUACUUCAGGUUAAGAACAGUUUCAGGUUAAGAACGGACCUCCAGAACGAAUUAAGUUUUUAACUCAAGGUACCACUGUAUAUGGGUACACAAAUAGCUGAGCUAUAUGCUCAUACAGUUAGUCACAUACAUAUUACACAUCUAUUCAACAUAGAGCUACCUUCUUAUAAUCCCUACUACAGCCCCGCAAAUUGGAUCAGUAUCGUCCCCUGUCAGUGGACAUGAAGAAUAAACUUUUCCUAAGGCCACCCAGUGAGUUAUGGAAGAUAAUAAUAGUAGUAGUAGCAGUAGUAAUAAUAAUAAUAAUUUUCUUUAUAUCCCACAUGUCCUGGUUUAAAAAUCGGGCUCAGGGUGGCUAACAGCAAAUAUAAAACAUUGAUUAAAAUGCAACUUAAAAACAGCAUAAAAUACAACAUAAAAUGCAGCAUCAAUAUCAAUAGAAUUCUAAAAUUCAGGGGUUAUUGGGGGGGACCCCAGUCAGUAGACAUCAAAUGAUCACCAGGGCUAACUGGCCAAGUUGGUCCUACUAGGGCCAGCAAGGAGACCAGGGAAGAAUUUAAAUGUGGGGUCCCAGAAAGGGUUUCUUCGCGGAAGAGGAAAGGAGAAAAGGAAAUAGAGGAUCAGGCUAAUUCAAAUUGAAGGCCAGGCAGAAUAGCUCUGUCUUACAGGCCCUGCGGAAGGAGAUCAAGUCCUGCAGGGCCCUAGCCUCGUGGGGCAGAGCAUUCCACCAGGUCAGAGCCAUCACUGAAAAAGCCCUGGCUCUGGUGGAAGAUAGCCUGGCUUCCUUAGAUGUGAGAUUGAGACGUCCUAAUUUAUAGCUUGAUAUUUUAUCCACUGGGCUGGAACAUCCCUCAACCCAGCCAAUCACGUUAGAAGUUUUAAUGCUGCAGACUAAUGCUGUUGUAAUGGUAAAACAGUGGCGAACAAUACAGUGCAUGCGCUUAUUAGGACUAAGAAGCCAUUUCAGGUAAGAUGCUCUGUACAUUGGAACGACAGAGGAGCAGUUCACCUGAAACCACCCAGGAGAGCUUGUGGCAAGAAUGAAGCUUCCAGUUCCACAUUUGAGCUGCUGGAUCAGGGGCAGAACACCUGUGCCAGCUGGGACUGACAGGAUGUGGAGUUCAAGAAUACCCGGAGGGCCACGGGUUUCCCCACCUCUGUGCUAGCUCAAAAGCCGGUUUCACACCACUGAAAUGUCUCUUUCUUUCAGUUGGAGAUUUGUGUUCCUCGCCAACAGUCCCAUCUCCUUCUCAUCAGAGCCUGUGCCCUUGGAACAGGCCAUGGCAGGCCGCGGUGGAGCUGCACGGCCAAACGGGCCAGCUGCCGGGAACAAGAUCUGUCAGUUCAAAUUGGUUCUUCUGGGCGAGUCAGCUGUUGGGAAGUCCAGCCUGGUCUUGCGCUUUGUGAAAGGACAGUUCCAUGAGUACCAGGAGAGCACAAUUGGAGGUGAGUAUUGGUGGACUCCAGCUGUGGGUUAAGUUACAGAAGACUCUUGGGCCUUUGCAGGACCCCCCCUCCCCCAGCUUGCAAACUUUUUGUGAUUAGGGAGCUCUUUCCACACUGAUAUGGUUCAAAGAAUUCUCAGUGAGCCUAACAAGUCGCCCAUUCCAUUUCAAAGUGAAGCACUAGCCAGGCCUGUUUGUCGGCCCUGUUUUUCCCACCUAGGACAUUAUGUAUUCCCUACAUAUCUCAACAGUCACUUACAGCUGUAAACUAUUAUAGUGACUAAACAGAUUUAUAGACCUACAUUGUACAAAACGGAAUAAAGCACAAGCUCCAAGACUAAUAAAAUCACUUCGGCGAGCUCUAAAACAAUAAAACCAUUUAUACUUUGAAACAACAAUACGAUUUAAUCAGAUGUAUAAUUAAUCUUCCUUAAAUGACAGGGAAAGCUUUCCUAAACAAAAAUGUUUUCAUUAGCUGCUUGUCUGGUUUCAGCUGGUAAUUUGUUCCAGAGAGCUGGGGCUGCAACACUAAAAGCCUGGUUUAAACUACCGGGGGAAGUUGGCAGCAGAGAGCAAGCUGUCGCUAAAGAAGCUCGUCUGCCAUUGCUAAUUCUCACUGCUCUUCUGACAGUGUUCUCCUACCCAGCAAUAUUUUCAAACAGAGGCAACUUGGCAGAAGGAUGUAGUUGUCUGUAGGGGGCAACGGGGGUUAAUCUGUUUCAACAGUUCCUUCUAGACUUUUUUUUAGAGCCACGAUGCCACUUCUGGCUGAAACUUGCAGACGAAACGGCAAAAGGAAGAGAAGGCUGCGCAUUUGUCUAUCCUUGCAAAAAUGUCAGUUUGGAAGAAGCGUCUUCUCUGCCCUGAGCAGAUUAGCCAGCCUGACACCUGAAGUUCUUGCUUUACCUCUUACAAUGCCCCUCUGUCAAGAUCAACCUUGGCAGUUCUGGCGCAAUUUUUGCAAAGUGGGGACUUCUGGCUUGGUUGGAGUCAGUGAUGUCAAGUCCUAUUUGGUUUCAUCUGAAUAGAGCAGUGGCUGCUUAGGAGCUGGUUUGCCCACAGCCUGCCAGGUACAUGUUGUAUAUGCGCUGUGGGGCAUAGGACUCAGUGUGGACUGACCUGACCUCUGCCUUGUGGGGGGUGGUUCUUUGUAGACCCGCUCCACUUCAUUCUGCAAAAGGUAUGGACAGGUGGAGCCUACUUGCAUACAGACAGAAGGCCUGGUUCACCUUAACGUUCUUUAGUUCAUAUUCUGUUUUGCCUGUUUUGCAGGCUUGGGAUGGGUAAGAGCAAACGGGAGUAUGCAGGUGCCACAACAAAAUUCUCUGCUAAGUAACCCACACUUGGCUUUACCCCACCUGUCAAAUGCCAGUCCAAAAACAGAAAGCUUUGCAGUUCUUCCAGAAAGCAUUUUGGGUUCUGAACCUGGCAUCUAGAAGAAGAGGGCAGUUGCACAAAUGUGAGGGCAGUUGUCCUGUGCCCUUCCUGUUUGAUCUUGGCAUGCAUCCCUUGGUGCAGAUCAUAUCAGCCCAAAGCUGCACACAAGCCAAAGGGAUGUGUGAACUGAUCUUCUGUCCAAGCUCUGCACAAAAGGAGGGCUUCUACUGAACAAAUCCCCCUGCCCUCAAAUGGCUAACAUUGCUCUAUUUGCAGCCAAGUCCCAUAGUAUCUUAACACUGCAGCAGGGCUAAUCUGUGGCCCUUCAGAUGGUUGGUUUGGACUACAGCAAUGCCCCACAAAUAACCCAGAGAUGCAUUUUAAAUAAGAGGAAACAUUCUACUCAUGUAAAAACACGCUGAUUCCCGGACUGUCCGUGGGCCGGAUUUAGAAGGCGAUUGGGUCGGAUCCGGCCCCUGGGCCUUCGUUUGCCUACCCAUAGGUUAGCAUGUCAGACUAGGACCUGAGUUCAAAUCUCCACUCAACCAUGAUGCCCACCGAGUGGCCUUUGGCUAGUCGCUCACUCUUAAGGCUAACCCAUCUCACGGGGUUAUCACAAUGAUAAAAUGGGGUGGGGACUAUUUACACUAUUUUGAGCUCUUUGGGUGAAAGUUGGGGUAAUGAAAGUUUUAUAUAAUUACAAAAAAUACAACAGAAUUUAAAUUAAAUAGCCAUAAACCACAGUCUCAAAGUAUACAAUAAAGUUAAACAAUUCACUGAUAAUUGAUAGUGAUGUUUAACAAUAAAGAGACAAAAACAUAAUACCAAUAAUAGCAAAAAUUAAUCAUCUCCAAAAUUACAAGUAAAACUUGUACUUGAAUGUGCAAGUAAAACAACGGUAUCUAGGAAAUGUAUCGGAACAUGUGCAGAGUUCAAUCCAAGAUUUUGUUGCACCUUCCUGUAACUCUGUGCUAAUGUUUCUUUUCCAGCGGCUUUCCUCACACAGACCAUUUGCCUAGAUGACACAACGGUCAAGUUUGAGAUUUGGGAUACAGCUGGGCAGGAGCGCUACCACAGUCUGGCACCCAUGUAUUACCGGGGUGCCCAAGCGGCCAUUGUUGUCUAUGACAUCACCAACAUGGUGAGGAUUUUUGACUCUGUCUUGUCAGCUUAGACCCAAGAGGGCCUCUUCUCUUGUUCCAAUAAUCUUGAAUGCCUGAAGUCCUGGACGUGUAUGAAUCCAUUUGACAAAUGCUUUAUGGCCCAGGGUAAACUUUCAAGGAAAGCCAAGCCCCUUGGGCUUGCUUUAAGAUUAAAAAUGCUUGGUUUUCCUUGGUGGUAUGAAAACAGGUUGGGCUCUUUAGACCGUAGUUGCAAUUGGAAUUUACUGUUGGGUCUAGUAAGUGAGGUUGUAAAUCUGUUGUCUGGGCUUCACCACUUUGGAUGGCAUCGUCUCCAUGAUGCAACAUUUUUCCAUAAAAAAUAAUAAUCUCUGCAUCUGGAAAAGUAGCAUGUUGGGGAAAGGGGGAAGCUAGAAGCACUCGCCUGCAGCCUGUAGCAGUGCAGCAGACUCAACUACUGCCUUCUCUUGGAACACUUCCGUGCUUACUGUUCUUGUGUCAAUUUCAUUUCAUUUCCAUAUACUAAGGCGUGUGACGAUAGCCCCAAAAUACACAAUUCUGUGAGCUCCUGAACCUUAGCCAAAUCCUAACAUUUUAAAAUCUUGGUAUUUAAAUUGGACGUUGAAGAAUUUUGAAGUCUGAAUACAGCAGUUUAAGGUCUCCAUGCAAUGUUUGUUAAGCAUAAACCUGUCCAACGCACUCAUUUACAUGUAAAAUCCAGCAGCACCCAUAACUCUGAAUGUUAUAAAAAUGUCAUUUUUGCUAGCAAUUUUUCCUCCGCCGCUGUCAAUCUUUGCCCAGCCUUGGAUAUGCAAAACUAAGAUGGAAGUGACAGGCCAGUGAACAUGUUGUUCUGCUUGUUAGGAAGAGUGUGUUGGCAUUCCAGUUAGAAAGAACUGGUAUUCUUCUUGCACUGAACUGACUGCUGAGCUGACUUCCCUCUUUCCUUGCCUGUUUCCUUCUUGUAGGACACCUUUGUACGAGCCAAGAACUGGGUGAAGGAACUGCAGCGGCAAGCCAGCUCUAACAUAGUCAUUGCCCUGGCAGGGAACAAGGCUGACUUGGCCAGCAAGCGAGCUGUUGACUUCCAGGUGAGUGGCAUUCAUUGCCUUGGGAAGUAAACCUCCUUGUAGUCGUCCUGUGACUGCAGGAAGCUGCUGUCAUGAACUGGCUAACAUGGCUAGGCAAACGGCUUUCCUCUCCUGCUCAUCCAAUCUAUAUGUAACUAGUGGGAAGUGCUUGGCAGGGCAUGGGAAUUUAAAGAAACCAAUAAAUAUUGUGAUUUUUAAAUUGAUAGUUUAAUUAGUGAAUUUCAGGGCUGCACAUAUACACACACACACACACCAACCCAGGGAUUCGACGUGACCUUGCCCUGAAUCAACUUGAGGGGGGCGAAGUCAUGCCAAAGUCAUGUUUCUGUCCACCGUCUUGAUUCAAAAUGGCGGAGCUCACACCUCAUGAACCCCCGUUCUGAUACCUUGAGAGGUGGCCAAAACCUAUAGAGAACAGACAGAUAGGCAGGCAUACAACUUUACAAUAUAUAUAGCAGAUGCUGAACUACCGUAUCUUACAGUUGCUUGGUAAUCUGUACAACUACUCUGCAUAGCUUUGAAAGUCUUAGGAAUGUGCUAUAAAUGCUAAGUGAUCAUGACAGUGUGAGCAAAAUUCUGGGAACUGUCAAGUAUCUUGUAUGGUAACAUGCUACUAUGCAUUAUUAUUUUUUAAAAAUACUUGUUUAUUUAGUAGGUUAACAUCCUGUUUUUUCGCUAAAGUGGCUAAUGACGCUUGUAAAACACAACAGAUACCCCCCCAAAACAACCAGCCCUACUCAAACAAGAACCAGCAUCAUAUGUUCUUCCCACAGGGCAGAUGGUAUCAUAUUAGACAGUCAUUCAGUCGAGUUCCAUAGUGUAUUACAGUAGAGGCAACAAUUGGAAAAACCACAAUGUGAACUGAAGACAGUGCUAUCAUCAAUAUAAAACAGGGCAGAGUAGUAGUUAAUUCUCAAAGACCAACUGAAACAGCCAGGUUUUACUUGACUGCCUAAAGCAGAGAGGGGGCUGUUAUAAUCUCCUUUGGAAGGGGAAUCCAGAAGUAUUGGGGUGCCGACAGAAAAGAUCCUGGUAGAGAGUAAUAGUUCUCCAAUACAGUGGUACUUCGGGUUACAGAUACUUCACAUUACAGACGCUUCAGGUUACAGACUCCACUAACCCAGAAAUAGCACCUUGGGUUAAGAACUUUGCUUCAGGAUGAGAACAGAAAUCGCACCACAGUGGCAGCGGGAGGCCCCAUUAGCUAAAGUGGUGCUUCAGGUUAAGAACAGUUUCAGGUUAAGAACGGACCUCCAGAACCAAUUAAGUUCUUAACCCGAGGUACCACUGUAUUAUGGAGUUCUGGAGAAAGGUCCUCAUGAGUAGAUCUUAAGUGUGUGUGUGGCGGUGGGGAGGCACUCGCUUCUUGGAGGCAUCAGUGGCUGCCCCACAGCUGUCAUGCCAGGUUCAGUUACCAUUGAGUCAUGCCGUCCUGGGAGACGGAGUGUCUCCACUGUGCCACCCCCCCCCCCCCGGGAUAAUGCUGGCAGUGGCCAAGGCUGUCAUCAUUCCUCCAUUAGCGAAUUCUGUUUUUCAAGCACAGCUGGGACACCCAACGAACACCUUCCCAGACCUGCUCCAAUCAUAGCUCUUUUCUCACACUUAGCAGUCUUCCACGAGCCUCUUGUCUGCACUAGUUUGGAAUCCACGUCAUCUUUCCCAUCCUGGGAGCAAAACGCCAUGUGGUGGCCAGAACUAAGUGAGGGUUCAAGGCGCUGACAGCAGUAUUGAACUGAACUGGAAAACCUGGAGACUGCUAUGCAGCUGUGGUGGCUACCCAUUCACCGAUAAGUUUAGCUGUCUUCUCUUUACCAUCUCUCUGUUUAUAGGCGUUUGGUGAACAGAGGUUGAAGGCAGUGUUUAUACUGGUUAUAAAGGGUAGCACUUCUGACAUGUCCCUUCCUUUCUGUUACUGAGUUGUGGUUCUAGGAAGCACCAGAUCAGGCUGCCAAAAGGUUGUCUGAGUACAUGUCUCUGCACAGAUUCUGAUUUGGCUCGACACAUUCCCUUGCAGGAAGCCCAGUCCUAUGCAGAUGACAACAGCUUGCUGUUUAUGGAGACAUCCGCAAAGACGGCAAUGAAUGUGAAUGAGACCUUCAUGGCGAUAGGUUAGUAAAGUGGUGGGGAGACGCAGGGUGGCGAGUCACCCUCCACACUGCCAUAUAUUGGGAACAAAGUGAUGUUAAAUAAAUAAAUAAACAGACACAAACACACACACAUCACAAUCUUGGGUUCCUGAACAGCUUGGGGUGCAGUUCGCUGCAGAAUAGGCCAGUUCAGAAUUGAGGAAACUUGCAGGCCUAGGUCCAGGAAAGGCCGUGUGGGGAUUCAUUCAUUCAUUCGGUUUCUAUCCCACCUUUUUUUCCAAGGAGUUCAAAGUGGUGUGCGUGAUUCUUCCCCCACCCCCGGUCAUUUCAUCCUCACAACAAGCCUGUGAGGUAGGUUAGGCUGAGAGGCAGUGACUGGCCCAAGGUCACCCAGUGAGCUUUAUGUCCAAGGUGGUAUUUGGCCUCUCAGGUCCUAGUCUGGCACUCUCUGUUGACUCUCUGUUGCCAAAAGUGCUGGGUAGGAGGAAUACAGGCUCUGGAAGAUCGGGUGGAAUGAGGUCCCAAGGGAGGGGAGCUGAAAUAAGGGCCUACAGAGUGGGUAGUGUGCUGAGAAAUGGGGGGGGGGGGGAAGAGACGUGAGAAAGAAGUAGGGUAGAAAGGCCAGAGGGGUGAGCAGGAGGCAGUGGUUAAGCAAGGCAGCUGGGGGCAAGGGGUGUGUGGAGUAGAAAGGCACGGGAGUCUAGAGACAGAGAAGCUGAAUAUAUCCAUCUUGACUGACCAGCUGAAUAUUGCGGUGCCAGUUACCCCUUUGAAAGCAGCAGGAAAUUGAAAGGUUGCUAGCUUCCAGGAGCUGGGACGGACAUGAUCUUAAUCCCCUGCCACAGGGUGAAUCUUACAAACCAGUUCACUUGGAUGUGCCUCUUCCUUUUCCCCCACCUCAGCCAAGAAGCUCCCCAAAAACGAACCGCAGUGCCCAACGGGAACAGCAGGCAGGAACCGAGGUGUCGACCUCCAGGAGAGUAGCCAACCCAGCAAGGGGCCCUGUUGCAACUGAAGGGGCCACACUGCCUGCCCCUCUGGGCGGCCCCAACUGGAAUGCGCCUGAACCAAUCGCACUUACGGAAGAACAGCUGCCAGGAUCCCUCUUCUUCCCACCUCUUCCCAAUCCCCCCCUUUUUUUUGCUGCUGUGUCUCCUCCCCUCUCUUUCCCUCUGGUUGCAGAAUGGAGGGAGCAAGAACCACCUGCCCCCUCUUCUGUACAAAUGAUGAAUUCAUCUUUUUAAAAAAAGUCUUAGUCACCUUUUUUUAAAAAAAAAAAGAGCAAAAACACACAAAGGAACUAUAGCACACCUCUUCGACCACUCUUCAUGGGUAGGUGAUGUGCAUUUCCAGAGCUUUGGCCUCUCCUAUCUCUGCCUUUCCUUUUCCUUUUCUUUUUCUGAAGGGUUCUUACAGCCUCGUAUUUGCUCGCAGCCGCUUGGAAGGAAGACCUGCCUUACUUCAACCAGAAGUGACUUUUGGAACACCUGCUUGGUGAUUCUAAGCCACUUCCACCGGUAGGGCUUAACCCUAAAGAAAGUGUGGUUGCCGUAGGCCGGGGAAGGCACUGAGAGUUGUAUGCUGGCAGAACGACAACUCCCAGGGUUCCUUGCCCAGGAGCCUGGUCUAGAUAUGGUAUAGACUUGCUCUUAUAAAAAGCAAGUGCUGUAACGAAACACACAGGUAACCACUAAAUGAAACGGUAGCAGUAAUGCUAGAUUGAGGAAGAACUUCUGGCCUUUAAGCCUUGUUUUGACCAAAUCACAAUUAUGAGUAUUGCCAGGGGUUGCGGGGGGGGGGGGCAGGGAUCUGAUUUUCUUCUGUAUUUUGUAUUCUUGUUUUCAACAUAUAACCAAUCAGUAUCUCUUUAAUCACAUAUACCAACUAGCCUUGCACCCACCUAAGUUUGCAUUGGGCUUUGGGUAUACCAACUCUGCAUUAACAUUUUUUUUUCCUAUUUACAUUUUGGAUAUAAUGCACUAAUUCAGCCUGUUGAAGAAAAAUUGUAUUAAAAUUAUCACUUCUUUUGAGCAAUGUGAUGCCAUUGUUAAUAACCCUAUAGUAUGAUGUUGGUGGGUGUAUAGAUGCAGGGGGGUGGGGAGGAUGGACGUGAUGUGGGGAGGGGGGCAAUAAUAUGUAUUCACAUGCAGAUGAAAUAUUGGUAAUUCCACUAAAUAAAACUGCAGAAGGGAGACCACAGAUUUUGUUUCUGAUCUAGUGCCUGAGGCAAUUUUGUCUUAACUCAUAUUGGUAUUUAAGGGGAGGAGUCUGUCAGUCUCUUCAAUGCAAAGCUCCAGUUGUGUAUGAUUUGAAAAAUAAAUUUUUUAUAAAUCAGAUACUGACCAGAAAA
This is a messenger RNA of Podarcis lilfordi (Lilford's wall lizard), 13699 nucleotides long. NCBI's taxonomy places the organism in Eukaryota, Metazoa, Chordata, Lepidosauria, Squamata, Lacertidae. The record is from the annotation of a GenBank genome assembly.